AUGCCUAAAGCCUUGAAGAAAGCGAAGGCUGCCCUCACCUCCAUGAAGAUCCCCAAACCGGAUCUCUCGCGGUCCAAUGGAAGUUCGCCUGUGACCCCCAAGACCCCCAAGACACCCGCGGACGAAGGUCUUGAGUUCUUCGAGUCCGUGGGCAAGGGGGACCAGCCCAUUCACGUCUACGAGCUCCGUCUGGACCCCGAUGGCGGGCCCAACAAAGAUCGAGCUUAUAUGCGCCUCCCUCCGGCUUACACUCCUUACGUCGUCCGCGUAACUCUCGAUGCCGGGACACCCGCUUCUAGGAAUGGUGUGUUCAAGACCAACUUUCCUCUGGACGGUGGCCGGUUUGAGCGUGAUCGCUUCGCUGAACGGAGGCUGCCCACCGAUUUCUCCGCCCCCAUUCAGAUUGAUCUACCCAUCUCCCAUGCAGGGGCUUUCAUCUACUGGAUUGAAUACGAUGGCGAUAUCGCGGGUGCUCGUGUCAAAGGACGCGAAGGAUACUUCAACAUAGAUCCUAUUCUCAAGACCAAGGCGCGCAGCCCCAUCGUCUCUGACGGCAAAGUAGCGCAGGACGGCUCGGCGAUUCAACAAGACUACAUCAACAUCCCCAUGGAUGGCCUGUCGAUCCUCACUCUUGUCUCCAAAUGGAUGGGCCCUAUCUCAUCCUGGCGGGAACACUUCGCCGAGACCAGUGCGCGUGGCUACAACAUGAUCCAUUGGACGCCUUUACAAGAGCGCGGGGAGAGCGACAGUCCGUACUCCAUUCGCAACCAGCUUGUCUACGAGCCAUCCAUGUUCUCCGGGGGCAAGGCGGAUCUUGGGUCUGAUGGAGGCCAGGCGAAGCUGGAAGAGAUUUUGAAAGUCGCCAGGGAGGAGUAUGGCCUGCUCAACUUGACUGACGUCGUUCUCAACCACACUGCGAACGAUAGUCCUUGGCUUGUCGACCACCCGGAAGCUGGCUUUAGCCCCGCUAACACUCCUCACUUGACACCUGCGCUGGAGCUCGACACCGCUAUGCUUGAGUUCUCUGGUGGCCUGCAAGCGGCUGGUCUCCCUACUACCAUCUCGUCGGAACAGGAUGUCACUAUGCUGGUCAAUGCUUUCGACGCCUAUCUGAAGGAGCGAACGCUCUGGCAAUACUACGUCUUCGAUGUCACCCGAGAACGCAAGGUCAUCAAGGAGGCGCUGGACCGCAAAGACGUUGUCGAGUGGUCUGGCCCUGAUGUCGCUCUAAAGACGGUCGUUGAGCUCGCGAACAUCAUCCGUGAAUCGGGGCAAAUCCAAGGAUACAAGAAGCUCGAGAAGAGAUUGGGUACCAAUGUUCCCGGUCCAGUGGCCGCUGGCUUCGUCAAGGCAGCUUUCGUCAACCUUGGCGAAGACAGCGAGUCCCUCGCAGAUGCAUGGGUGCGGGUUGUAGACGUUCUGAACGUCCCCCUCUACGAGGAAUGGACCGAGGAUACGAAGGUGGCGCUGGACAACAUCCGGAAUCGGUUGAAGUACACUCGCCUGGACCCCCAUGGGCCAAAAUUGGGUGCCAUCACGCCUCAACUGCCCCUGGUCGAGCCGUACUUCACCCGGCUCAAGAAGUCGGACCCAGAGACAUACUCCCUUGCGAACAACGGGUGGAUCUGGAACGCGGAUCCUCUGUCCAACUUUGCCCUAUGGCCGUCGAAGGCCUACCUCCGACGUGAGGUGAUCGUCUGGGGUGACUGCGUCAAGCUUCGAUAUGGCGAAGGACCGUCGUCUAACCCUUGGCUUUGGGAGUUCAUGACGAAGUAUGUUACCUCCCUUGCGGAGACUUUCGAGGGUUUCAGGAUCGACAACUGCCACUCGACCCCCCUGCACGUCGGCAUCAACCUCUUGGACGCUGCGCGAGCUGCAAACCCCAACCUCUACGUCUGUGCGGAGCUUUUCACGGGCAGCGAGGAGAUGGAUACGAUGUUCGUCAGUCGGUUAGGCAUCAACAGCUUGAUUCGGGAAGCAGGCAACGCUUGGGACCCCAAGGAAUUCUCGCGUUUGCUAUACCGCCACGGCCUCGGCAAGCCACUGGGUUCUAUGGACGGCGCAUGCAUGACAAGCAAGGCAGAACUCCCACCCCCGACCGGCAAGGGUCCCACUCGAGACUGUAUCGUGAUCCCUCACAACGGUUCAGUCCCCCACGCUCUCUUCUACGACCUCACACACGACAACGAAUCGUACCUCGACAAGCGUUCAGCAGAAGAUGCGCUUUCUACUGGGGCCCUUGUCACUUUUUCGUUCUGCGCCAUCGGAUCAGUCAAGGGCUUCGAUGACCUAUACCCGAAGCUGCUCAACCUCGUCGGAGAGAAGCGGAAGUACGAGGUGACAAACCUUGGGGAGAAUAGCGGGAUCGCAAAGGCGAAGCGCCUCCUCAACGCGCUGCACACCGAAUUCGCUCUGGAGGGGUAUGAGGAGGGACACGUACACCAGGAGAACGAUUAUAUCGUCCUUCAUCGAGUUCAGCCCUCGACUCAGAAGGGUUAUAUCCUCGUCGUUCACACGGCGUUCCACAAGGGAUCGAAAGACCGCGGUUACAUCACUCCCAUCAAACUUCGGAGCACGAAGGCGAAGUUCAUCUACGGCGCGCACAUCGACAUCUCUUCUUACGACAUCGAGAAGGACCCCAGCACACUCCGGGGCCUUCCUGGUAAACUUGUCGACAUGCCAGAGGUUGUCGCUCCUCAAGGUCUCGACGGCGAGGGCCCUUUCACAGAGAUCGUCGUACCCGACUACUUCCCUCCUGGCAGCUUCAUGGUGUUGGAAACCCAGCUCCAAGGCAUCGAUAGCGAUCUCGACGUGUUCUGUUCGCAAGGCGCGGAGGCAGCGUUCGGUGACCUGAACCUUGUCGACCUCAACGUCAUCCUGCACCGUGCUGAGGGCGAGGAGAGGGACGCCACAGGCGGAGUGAUCGGCGCAUAUGCUAUCCCUGGCCUAGGAAGCUUGGUGUACUGUGGGCUUGAGGGCUGGAUGCACCCUCUGCGGCACAUCAUGAGGUACAACGAUCUCGGCCAUCCUCUAUGCGGUCACCUCCGUGAGGGUACUUGGGCGUUUGACUACAUUCACGACCGCUUGCUCAAGCAAGUCGACGUCUUCCCGGCUUUGGCGCAACCUGCGAAGUGGCUCAAGGAGCGUUUGGAGCGCGUGAAAGCGACGGUUCCGCCCUUCUUGCGCCCCAAGUACUUUGCUAUCGUCAUCUCGGAGGCUUACAAGGCAGCGCGCCGAGCGGCGAUCGAGCAGUCUUCGAACUUCGUCGUAAGCGGACACGACCUCACUCACAACCUCGCUCUGUGUUCCGUCCAGAUGUACGGGCAGAUCAAGUCGGCGUCGCUUGACCCUGGCAAGCCUACGCCGUCCUUGGCGGCUGGGUUGCCGCAUUUCACGACCGGGUGGGCCCGUUGCUGGGGUCGUGAUGUGUUCAUCUCGCUGCGCGGCCUGUUCUUGACGACUGGCAACUUCGACGGAGCUAAGACUCAUAUUCUGGCUUUCGCGUCCACCUUGAAGCACGGCCUUAUCCCCAAUCUCCUAGACUCCCUGCGCACCCCCCGAUACAACUCUCGCGACUCGCCUUGGUGGAUGUUGCAGAAUAUCCAGGACUACGCGAACAGUGCUCCGGACGGCUUGUCCAUCCUGUCCGAGUCGGUCAAGCGGCGCUUCCCCAAGGACGACACUUGGGUCGCCUGGGACGAUCCCGCUGCGUACGCCUACUCCAGCACCAUCGCGGAGGUCACGCAAGAGAUCCUGCAACGGCACGCGGACGGCAUUCAUUUCCGUGAAUACAACGCCGGGCCGAACCUCGACAUGCAGAUGAAGGACGAAGGCUUCAACAUCGACAUUCAGGUCGACUGGACCACUGGCCUCAUCUCCGGUGGCAACCGUUACAACUGCGGCACCUGGAUGGACAAGAUGGGCGAGUCGGAGAAGGCGGGCAACAAGGGUCUGCCGGGUACCCCGCGUGAUGGCGCCCCCGUUGAGAUCAUCGGUCUCCUCAAGAGUACGCUGCGUUGGUUGGACCAGCUGUCGAGGGCCGGCAAGUUCCCCUUCAAGGGUGUAGAUGCCGAAAUCGAUGGCAAGAAGCGUCUUGUGACCUACAAGGAAUGGAACGACCUGCUGCAGUCGUCGUUCGAGAAGUGCUACUACGUGCCGACUGACCCCAGUGAGGACACUAAGUACAACAUCAACUCCAGUCUCGUCAACCGUAGGGGCAUCUACAAGGAUGUGUACGGCUCUGGAGCUGGUCGGGAGUGGUCAGACUACCAGUUCCGCCCGAACUUCCCCAUCGCGAUGACCGUCGCGCCGGAGCUCUUCGAUCCCGAGCAUGCCCUCGGUGCCCUCAAGCUCGCUGAUCAAUACCUGCGCGGUCCCCUGGGCAUGAAGACGCUGGAUGCCAUCGACCUGCAAUACCGGCCCUACUACGACAACGCGAACGACGGUACCGACGCCGCGAUCGCCAAGGGAUGGAACUACCAUAACGGACCCGAGUGGGGUUGGCCGCUGGGCUACUUCCUGCGCGCAUACCUGCACUUCGACACUAAAUUCGGUGCAGGCAAAACGGAUAACAUCGAGACUCUUCACCACCUUCAUCGCAUCCUUCUCAAGCCGCGCGAGCACAUCCAGAAGGACCCCUGGGCUGGCAUCCCAGAGUUGACGAACAAGGAUGGCGCGUACUGCGCAGACUCGUGCAACACGCAGGCCUGGAGCGCGAGCUGUCUGCUUGACUUCCUCGAGGAAGUGCACAAGCUGAGCGCUAAAUCUGCAUGAUAUGGACGGUUUCCUCGGACAAUGGCUGGACUAGUAUAGACACGUGUUGUACCUCUUCCUCCUGCAGCAUCAUCGUUUCCUUUCCUCUCAUAUACGGAUACCAAACCAAUAGCAAGCUCCUCUCCCCGGACAGUCAAUAGUACGACCAUUUUGUAGCUCGAUUCAGACACGUUCGAUAGCAUGCAGUCAAUUUGAGAAAGCUUGUGUAUCUUCGC
This is a messenger RNA of Trametes versicolor FP-101664 SS1, 4988 nucleotides long. Its product is annotated as glycoside hydrolase family 13 protein. The record is from RefSeq and is a predicted model, not a curated record. Gene Ontology annotation, biological process: glycogen catabolic process. Gene Ontology annotation, molecular function: 4-alpha-glucanotransferase activity; amylo-alpha-1,6-glucosidase activity. Lineage: Eukaryota; Fungi; Basidiomycota; Agaricomycetes; Polyporales; Polyporaceae. The transcript has 13 exons. Bases 1 to 4773 code for a protein of 1590 amino acids.